Molecule: messenger RNA, 2558 nt
Organism: Epinephelus fuscoguttatus (brown-marbled grouper)
Lineage: Eukaryota; Metazoa; Chordata; Actinopteri; Perciformes; Serranidae
Gene: tgoln2
Product: trans-golgi network protein 2
Exons: 4
Coding region: 104-1222 (372 amino acids)
Source: RefSeq, a predicted model, not a curated record
GGACCUCCAACCUGUCGACCUGCAUUUGUCAACGCGGAUUGUGGCGUAGGAGAGACAGCUUAAAAGAGAUUUGGUUUGUCUUUUUAAUUGCUGUGCGGACACAAUGAGGACGGUUUUCCUGGUGCUCACGAUAUUUCUAUGUGUCUGCUUGGUCAGAGGGCCUCCAUCACCACAACCUGUGGAGCCUACCCUGACAACAACCAAUAACAAGCAAAGCACUGCAGACCGGCAAGGUAGCAAUGACAAUCCACCAGCAGGAGAUGCAGGUGUUGCUAAUGGAGCGGACAGCGAGCCUAAAGCAGCAACUGCUAUAACACCUACAAAAAAUCCAUCAGAUGACAAAAUACAAGAUAAGACCAAACCACCAGCUGAUCAGGAGAAACAUCAAGACAGUAACGCAGGGCAAGAAAACACACAAAGUCAGCAAAGUCAACAAAAUGAAACGACAAGUGUGCCGGGAAAAUCCACUGACAUAAACAAGGGUCAGCAGCCCGCAGGCACACUGCCAAAAGUACAACCUAAGACCACCGUAGAGUUAGGAGAGAAAGACAAGACAGAAGGAAACGGCACCGAGGUGGGCAAGUCAGAAGUAGAUAAAGCUGGGGGAAAACCACAUGUAGACCCCAGUGAAGAUGAAAACAAAGCAAAGGACAGCAACAACAAAACAGCAACAGGAGAGGCAGACAAAGAGAAAACAGCACCAGGAGGGGACGACAAUGAGAAAACAGCACCAGGAGAGGCCAAGGAUGAGAAAACAACACCAGGAGGGGCCAAGGAUGAGAAAACAACACCAGGAGGGGAUGACAAUGAGAAAACAGCACCAGGAGAAGCCAACGAUGAGAAAACAGCACCAGAAGAGGACGACGAUGAUGAGCCAAUACUAGAAGAGACCGACAAUGAGAAUAGAACGGGAGAGGACAAUGAUGAGGAUGGUAAUGAGGAAGAUGCUAAAGGAGGGGACAUCAAGAAGAAUAAGCCAGGAGUAGAAGACACCAAAAAUAAAGGAGGAAAAAAACAGUAUAACCCAUUCGCUGUAAAGGAUGAGGCAGAGAGCAGCCAUUUCUUUGCCUACCUUGUCACCACAGCUGUGCUUGUAGCAGUGCUUUACAUCACUUACCACAACAAGCGCAAGAUUAUUGCCUUUCUUUUGGAAGGAAAGAAAUCCAGAUCCACUCGUCGACCCAAAUCCACAGACUACCAGAAGCUGGAACAGCAUAUGUAAUCUCAAGUCAUCCUUUUGAAGCCAUUGCCUCGAGCAGCUGAAUACACUGGGGGUUGCGUGUUAGAUAUUUUCCUGGUGCGCUCUGCGUUGAUUUCACCCUUCGUCAGACGGACAUUCUUCUAUUUUGUACCUUUAGAUGCUUAUCGUAUGACUAUGCAGAUGACACUGUUGCCUUAUCGAGGGAAUUAGUGAAAUGCAGUGAAGGAAAAAUAAGCAUGCUGUUUUUGCACUCGUGUCGUUAUUCCACUUUUAUGGCAAUCUUGUAAUUUGACCUGACCAAGGUCCUGACUCAGGAUAUUUAAGUAGCAAAUGAGAAAAAUAUUAGCUUGUUUGGAUUCCGGACUUGUUCGUACAGUGUGUUAGUGAUUGCACUGUGCACUGAAGAAGCCAUCUGAAUCUUUGUAAAAUACUGGCUUUGUACAAUUUCUUUGAGGUCGUUUGAAAUGUCUUUAAGAUAAAAUGUAUCAAGAGUUGAGAUGUACAGAGGUUUCACAGUGGGAUUUGUGCUCAUGUUCAUAAGCCUGGGGUGUUGGCCGGAUGAAUGUAGCGACAUUUAUUUUCCAAAGGAGAUGCUGGCACACUGCUCACACAUAGUAACUGCUUAAAGGCUGAGGCUUUAACAUAGUAAGUCUGUGCUUAAAGCAGUAGUUUUGGAAAAUGUGCUGUGUUGCUUUCUUGCUGAGUCAGAGAAGAUCGAUACCACUCUUAAAUACAUCCUGUGAAUAUAACAUUACAGCCACAGCUAGCUGCCAGUAAGCUUAGCCUUGCCUAAGGAUUGGAAAUGAGGGGGAUCAGGUAGCCUCAGCAAGACUGCAAAUAACCAUGCCCUUAAGAUACAACUUAAUAAUUGCAUGACAUUUUAAUGAUGUCAGGUUGUUGGCUGCACAUGUAAAUGCAUCUUAAUUAAAGCGAAUGUCAUGCGAAGAGAAUCUGCGAGGUGUGACUCAGAAAAAUGUUGCCAAUCUGGAAACCACCAGCCUGGUCACUGUAUGGCUCCCCAACACCUCUGUGACAUCCCCUUCUGGUUGAACUUCUCUCUCGCACCACUUGUUGCUCUGCUUUUAAACCACAGUCUGAAAUGUUAACAUGAAAACUGUUUUGCAAAAGGAAGUUGGCCAAGAGCUGCACUGCUUUGACUGUUCGGAGUGGACUGUCUGUGUCUCUGGGGAUAGGUUGACCACUAAUACAUCAGAUUAAAUCUUCCCUCUAGAGUAGAAAUGUGUGUUUAUGUUCAGACGUGACAAGACUUGUGCCAAAUUGUGAACGGUCUUACUGUGAUUCAAUGUGUGAUUCUUGUAUUGUGCCUGUUUCCUAAAUUAAAACUAUAUUUGUACUA